Messenger RNA from Castor canadensis (American beaver), 1397 nucleotides. Lineage: Eukaryota; Metazoa; Chordata; Mammalia; Rodentia; Castoridae. The record is from RefSeq and is a predicted model, not a curated record.
GCCCCGGUCCCGGGUUUAAUUGAAUUCUGUGAAGUGGCAAUAUAAACACACUUGGCAGCCUGCCGGGAUGACUGCCUUUUUAAAUAAAUAUUUUGGAGCUGCCAUGUUGACCUUUAAUUGGGGUGAAAAGGUUGGAAAGGUGCGGGAGGGACCGUUGUGAGUGCGGGGCUCCCUGGACCUGGCUGGCUGGACCCCCACCUCUGCUUUAUUGGGCAGAAGCAGCCCUCUGGGCAAUGCACGGUGAGAGAGUAAUUCAGAAACUGUACAGUUCCAGACGAAUUCUUAGCCUUGUCAGCCACCCCUGACAAGAAUCAGCUCAGGCAAUUUUUUAAUAAGUCCAAGGGUAGAAAAGUCCCCAUUAAAUUGUCACUAACAUGAAUAGGCAUGAGAUUGUUUUUAAGGAUUUCUUUAACAAGGAAUUUUUUGCCUGAGUGGUCUUUAUCCCUGUUUCUUACUAGAUAGUGUUUAUAUAGUACUUCAUGUUUUAGUGUCUCUUAAAAAAAAUCCACAGUAUGGUCUAGCAUGAUCCAAGAAUUCUGUUCCUGAAGCGUAGAGAUGGUGUCUAGGAUGUGGUAUCCCAGCACUUCUAGUACAUUUUCCACCUAAGCUGGACUUCUAAUUAAAAUGUUCUGGUUUCAAGGAAAUAGCAUGCAACUUGCCAAAUCCUCCUUUAGACACUCCUUGCGAAAUCUCUCUGCCUCUAAGACUAGACUGCCUGUGCUAACCUUAUUCACAAAGGAUCCAUGCCCCCUUUGUGAUGAAGCCAAGGAAGUACUUGAGCCUUAUAAAAACAGGUUUAUUUUACAGGAGGUGGACAUCACACUUCCAGAAAACUCUGCUUGGUAUGAAAGGUAUAAAUUUGACAUUCCUGUGUUUCAUUUGAAUGGCCAGUUUCUGAUGAUGCAUCGAGUAAACACCUCAAAACUUGAAAAACAGCUCCUGAAACUUGCGCAAGAUUCUAGAGACUGACCAGUUGCCUCCAUGAUUUUCUACCCUCUGUCACAAGGCAUCUUCCUGAGAUAAUGACUUCAUAUUCCUUUUGUCACUUUCACAGAAACCUAAGGAUGUUCUGAACUUAGUGGUGACACAGAAGUGUUGCCAUUCCUCUUCUGAUUAAUGGAAGAACCCAUGUGGGAACUCUUUACUUAUGGGCAUUUUAUAAAAUAAGAGGAGUGUAUUGGCAGAGAGGGGGAUGAUGGAAGGUGGGAGAGAUGCAUUUGUUGGAUUCAUUUUUCCUUUUUUAUUAAUGUGUAAACACUUCACAUGCACUGGACAGUGUCAUUUAUAGGAAGAAGGCUUGCAUUCCUCUGCUGCCCUGAAGGGCUUAACUUUUUAAUGAAAGAAUAAAUGCUUUUCUACUCAGUAGAUAAAGUGAAAUGUGAAUUGUAAUAUCUGCA